Messenger RNA from Puccinia graminis f. sp. tritici CRL 75-36-700-3, 2146 nucleotides. RefSeq lists its product as uncharacterized. Lineage: Eukaryota; Fungi; Basidiomycota; Pucciniomycetes; Pucciniales; Pucciniaceae. The record is from RefSeq and is a predicted model, not a curated record. The transcript has 5 exons. The annotation marks the transcript as partial.
AGGAGGUCGUCCAGCUCAAGCCAAUCAAUCCUCUUCCAAAUUAAUCGACUGUCCCUUUCUGGCCGUUGCAAGAUUUAUAACUAGCGAAGGUCACUGGAAAUUCACCUGUGUCAAAUCAACUCACAACCACCCCUUUGACUCCAAUCAACUUCCUGCUCGGGGAAUUCGCCAACUUGAAUCUGAACUCACAGAAGAAAUACAAAAUCUCCUCAGCCAGGAUUCUACUUGGAUUCCCCUGAUUGAACUCUUUACAAAUCCUUGGACUAAGAAUCUACCCCACUUUGACCACCGCUCUCUUCAAAUUCAUGUCCAUCACAAAUAUUUAACAUCUAUCCUCUUCAGCAAGGCCAACAACUACCCAGAAACCAUUGAAUCCCUCUCUUCCGUACUCAAAAAAGAAGAAGAACUCAUCCGAAACGAAUUUUCACAGAAAGAAGUCAAAACCCUCCAAAGAAUAAACACCAUCUUCUCACCUUGUCUCGGUAAAAUUUCUCACGCGGCUCUCAGGAAGGCUCAACUGAAUUUCCACAACCGAAACGAGGAAGGGUUUGGCACUCCUUGCAACGAAUCUCACAGAAAACGGACUGGAAUCCCCUGUGGUCAUCGGCUCCAGUCAAUCUUCGAAAACAACCUGAAAGUUCAGCCAGGGGAAUUUGAUCCCCAAUGGCAUUACAAAGACCCGAAAUCCGGUCGAUGGUCGAAAAAUCGACCAUCCGGAUUGCCCUGCCACGCCCCUAUUGGUGGUCAACGGUCGAAUUUAGGACCCGAAAUCCGGUCGAUGGUCGAAAAAUCGACCAUCCGGAUUGCCCUGCCACGCCCCUAUUGGUGGUCAACGGUCGAAUUUAGGACCCGAAAUCCGGACCCGAAAUCCGGUCGAUGGUCGAAAAAUCGACCAUCCGGAUUGCCCUGCCACGCCCCUAUCGGUGGUCAACGGUCGAAUUUAGGACCCGAAAUCCGGUCGAUGGUCGAAAAAUCGACCAUCCGGAUUGCCCUGCCACGCCCCUAUCGGUGGUCAACGGUCGAAAUUGUGACCCAAAAUCCGGUCGAUGGUCGAAAAAUCGACCAUCUGGAUUUCUCUUCCACCACCCAUCAGUGGUCAACGGUCGAAAUUGUGACCCGAAAUCCGGUUGAUGGUCGAAAAAUCGACCAUCUGGAUUUCUCUUCCACCACCCAUCAGUGGUCAACGGUCGAAAUUACGACCCGAAAUCCGGAACCACCACCUAAUCUCUCAGUCAGAGAGGACGAAUUGGCUCAGAAAAGGAAAGAUUUGCAGGCUCAACUCUCCUCCUUAAACCCAAUUGAAGAAAGUACCAAACUGGAGCAAAUUUCUCGGGUACUGGAUGGAUCAGCUGCUAUUGUCGACAUCAAGAAGCCCAAAACAAAUCCAAAGUCACGCGCCAAGCCCAAACCCCAAGCUUCCUCCAAGAAGCGCAAACUUGAAGAUCCGUCCCCUCCCUCCAGGACUUUAUCCCAGCUCACAGGCAGUUCCUCACAAAGCAUCACCAUUCUUAAUCCACAACAAACAUCUCAGCCACCCAAAAAGAAAUUCCGUCCAAUCCGCACUGCAAAUCUCCUCGAACAUCUCCCAGAUUUCAUCCAGCCACAUGUUGAAAAAGUUGAAAAUGUGAAAGCAGAUGGUCACUGUGGGUUCAGGGCUGCUGCUUUCUGCUUGGGAAAAGGUGAAGGAUCAUUCUUGAACAUCCAAACUCAACUCGACGAUGAAAUCACCAAACGAAAGGAUUUUUACCUCAAGAUAGGAUGCUUUGAAAAUUCUAAACAAUGGGAAAACACUUUAGCUAGAAUCAAAACAAACUCAGCUGCGCCGGUUGGUGAAGAGCAUUGGAUGUCUAUGCCAAUGACUGCAGAGCCUUUGGCCAAUGCUUUCAGCACUCCAGUAUUUUAUUUCUCAACAACAGGGUCUCAAGGUUUUUUUCCACACUUCACUCCCGCCAACAACAACCCCCCAAUUUUCAUUGCUUUCAUUCCUGAUUCAUCUCACUUUGUUGCACUUACACUGAAGGAUCCAUUAAAUUUCCCAUUCCCAUAUCCUGUCGGUUUGAAUAAUUGGAGAAAGCAUGCUGAUUGUAAAGCUCUAGAUUGGGAGCAAAAAUACUCUAGUUGUAUUAAAUUAGGUCAAGAUGAAUAG